CGUGGUCAGGUAAGGCUCGUGGAUGGUGGUGUUGCUGCUGGACACACACUUCUGCUAGACAUCGAUAUCAAACAUUUGCAAUGUACACCAGAUGGCAGCAGUAACAAUUGCUUAUAUUAGUGAAGGACUAACACAUCAAUAUUUCAUGAUUUCCGUGUGUGUGUGUGUGUGUGUGUGUGUGUGAUUUUUUUUAUACUUCCUUUACAUCUCUAUUCUCACACCUCGUGUCGUGCGUGUUCACGUGUCUGAUCAAAAUAUAGAAGAAAGGUGAAUGAAAGUGUACAUUUUCUAACAAAAUGUCACUUCGACGUUUGAUUUUGAUCACCAUCGUUGUGUUCAUCACCUCAGAAACCGUUUCAGGUGAAGGUGUGAUGAAAGCAGUGGGUGAUCAAGUUUCUUUUCGUCCAGACAAAUUCAUUCCUCCUGUCACCAGCAUCAUCUGGAAACACAUAAACACUGAUGGAACUGUUACUGUCAAGGCGAUUGAAUGGGAUGAAGGAGAAAUUCUGAUCCCGAAUCCAAGAUUCAAAAACAUCACAACUGUUGAUGAGAAGACUGGACAAAUCACUAUCACUAAUCUAAAAGUUGAACACAGUGGAGUUUAUACCAUUGACAUCAACAGUAAAGAGCAGGAACAGAGAUUCACAUUGACUGUUAUGGAGCAGGUCCCCAAACCUGUAAUAAAAACACAGAAGAGUGAAGAUAACCCUGAUGCUGUGAAUUUAAUAUGUGAGUACAAUGAAAUGAUCAUCUGGAAGAAUUCUGCUGGAGAAACACUGAAGGGUUCAAAACACGAUCCGAAAGGAGAGACUUUAGUGGUCAAAUAUGAAGGAAACCUAAAAAACUUCUACACCUGUACACUGAAGAACGCAGUGAGUGAGGAGACCAGUGAGCCGCUCUAUGAGAGAGAUCUGGAGCGGGUCCCCAAACCUGUAAUAAAAAUAGAGAAGAGUAAAGAUAACCCUGAUGCUGUGAAUUUAAUAUGUGAGUACAGUGAAACGAUCAUCUGGAAGAAUUCUACUGGAGAAACACUGAAGGGUUCAAAACACCAUCCGAAAGGAGAGACUUUAGUAGUCAAAUAUGAAGGAAAUCGUGGAAACUUCUACACCUGUACACUGAAGAACACAGUGAGUGAGGAGACCAGUGAGCCGCUCUAUGAGAUAGAUCUGGCAUCAAUCAAAGGAUGUGCCGUUGCAGCCGUCAUUCCUUCGAUCACUAUGGUUAUCAUCAUGCUUUUACUAUAAUUGAUUUUAACGAAAUAACAGCUGUGAGUGUAUGAUUGAUGCUGCCACAGUUCAUCUGGAGAUCUAAACCGUCUGUGCCGUCAUAACUUUGACUGUUUUUAAACUUUUGCUUUUUAACCUUUCUGGACAAGAUGAAAAUAUCUUAUUGGAACCAAACAGAGUGUUUUGCAGGCGUGUUGAAUGAUUGUGUAUUAAUAAAUAGCUACUAAAAAGAAAAACAUUUUACAAUAAAUUUUACACAAAAUGUUCUGCUUCAUUUUCUUUUGUGGUGGAGAGCAGAGAAGGCAUUUUUUCUG
Messenger RNA from Megalobrama amblycephala (Wuchang bream), 1540 nucleotides. RefSeq lists its product as uncharacterized. Bases 297 to 1244 code for a protein of 315 amino acids. Lineage: Eukaryota; Metazoa; Chordata; Actinopteri; Cypriniformes; Xenocyprididae. The transcript is spliced from 7 exons. The record is from RefSeq and is a predicted model, not a curated record.